UUUUACUUUGUCUAAGCGCCUUGAAGAACCCAGAGCAGGAUAUGCCUUUGCCGCCAUCUCCUUCCACAUCUCGGGAUGUAGACGGCCGCACUUGCACGUCGUCCACGAUUGCUCGUGGAGCAACGGAACGUGUAGAUGUGUCGCCUUUGCAGGGUUCCGCAGAAGACCAAAUCGCUCUUCGGUUUGGUCUUGUAACACCGAUGGAUGGGACUAUUUCCGCCUCGUCGACUAUCUUAAUAAAGAGCCCCGCCGGUUGGAGUACCUUAAGGUGGCAGGAACCAGUUGGCUCGAACACAUUGGAGCUGAGGUAUUGGAACUCCCAAGACAUUGCAGAUGUGGAACCGCAGGAGCAGUGGAGGUAUUAUUUGGAGCAUUUCAAGGUCCAAGUGCAUGCGACGACUGCACCCGAAGUGUUGGAGGCCAUCCGAACACUUCGCAAGUAUACGCAACGGAAACUACUCCACGUGAAACCAGAAGAUGUGAGAAAGCACACCAUACAGAGGAGUCACUCUUUCUCAUCCUCUCCCAGAACCCGGUCUCGCCGCUGACGAACAUUACUCGAACUCCAAUGUGGUUAGAACGUGCGGACUUGCGAUUCAUACGCCUAGAUGACAAGCGCCUGCAACGUGCCAUUCAAGUUUUGAAUGAACAAUUGUGUAACUGGACCACUUUGGACUAUAUAUCUCUGUAUCAAAAGACUAACCCUCUGUUUGACGCACCACAUGGCAACAUUAGCCAAUAUUAUAUGGAUGUGCCGUCUUCGUUUGCAGCCAUUGUAGAGCUGUUGGAAUAUCAAUUGGGACCCGAAGUUCCAGACUUUGUAACCAACUUGUAUAACCUACUCGAAAGGCGCGUACCCAAGAAGAAUUGCAUGGAGAUUGUAUCCCCUCCAAGUGCUGGAAAAAACUUUUUCUUUGAUGCCGUUGUCAGUUUUUAUAUAAACAGGGGCACUAUACACAACUUUAACAAGUAUUCUAGUUUUCCAUUGCAAGAUGCCGUGGGCAAGCGCAUUUUGAUAUGGAACGAACCAAAUUGCGAAUCGAGCGCAUUUGAAACAAUAAAGAAAAUUUUUGGGGGUGAUGUAGACAGUGUAGCGGUAAAGUAUUCGAGCGACAUGACUGUAACACGCACUCCCGUGAUUGUUUUGAGUAACCACGAGACUUUUCCGCGCAUUCCAGCGUUUAACCACAGGAUGUUUAGGUACAGGUGGAAAACUUGUCCAGAAUUGCUAAAGUAUGACAAGAAGGUUAAUCCACUUGCGUUGAUUAAUUUAUUUGAUGCCUACCUCGACGAUCACGAGUAUACUGCCACGCGCCGUGUUCAAUAA
Ixodes scapularis (black-legged tick) is the source of this 1327-nucleotide messenger RNA. RefSeq lists its product as uncharacterized. Bases 569 to 1327 code for a protein of 252 amino acids. Gene Ontology annotation, biological process: viral genome replication. The transcript has a single exon. The record is from RefSeq and is a predicted model, not a curated record. Lineage: Eukaryota; Metazoa; Arthropoda; Arachnida; Ixodida; Ixodidae.